GGAAGGUCUGGGAAAAAUCUCCCUGCUUUUGGGGGGGCAGGGGCGGGGGAUGAGCCAGGGCUGAGGAGGAACUCUGAAGACUCCGUAGAUUGCUCUAGACCGCCUCAGACACUCUCGGCGCAGCGUGGAGAGGAUUUGUGCAAACAUUUCCUCUCUGGACCAAGAGGAAUGCAAGAGGAGACUGCCUGCGGUGCAUCUUGGACGGCUAGAAAGAUGUACCCCUACUUGUGAAGGUGCAAGAGGAAGAUGAAGCUGGGAUCGAGCAGGGCAGGGCCUGGGAGAGGAAGCGCGGGACUCCUGCCUGGCGUCCCCGAGCUGCCCAUGGGCAUCCCUGCCCCCUGGGGGACCAGUCCUCUCUCCUUCCACAGGAAGUGCUCUCUCUGGGCCCCUGGGAGGCCCUUCCUCACUCUGGUCCUGCUGGUUUCCAUCAAGCAAGUUACAGGAUCCCUCCUUGAGGAAACGACUCGGAAGUGGGCUCAGUACAAACAGGCAUGUCUGAGAGACUUACUCAAGGAACCUUCUGGCAUAUUUUGUAACGGGACAUUUGAUCAGUACGUGUGUUGGCCUCAUUCUUCUCCUGGAAAUGUCUCUGUACCCUGCCCUUCAUACUUACCUUGGUGGAGUGAAGAGCUUUGUUUACUUUCAGAGAGCUCAGGAAGGGCCUACAGACACUGCUUGGCUCAGGGGACUUGGCAGACGGUAGAGAACGCCACGGAUAUUUGGCAGGAUGACUCCGAAUGCUCCGAGAACCACAGCUUCAAGCAAAACGUGGAUCGUUACGCCUUGCUGUCAACCUUGCAGCUGAUGUACACCGUGGGAUACUCCUUCUCUCUUAUCUUCCUCUUCCUGGCUCUCACCCUCCUCUUGUUUCUUCGAAAACUCCACUGCACGCGCAACUACAUCCACAUGAACUUGUUUGCUUCUUUCAUCCUGAGAACCCUGGCUGUACUGGUGAAGGACGUCGUCUUCUACAACUCUUACUCCAAGAGGCCUGACAAUGAGAAUGGGUGGAUGUCCUACCUGUCAGAGAUGUCCACCUCCUGCCGCUCAGUCCAGGUUCUCUUGCACUACUUUGUGGGUGCCAAUUACUUAUGGCUGCUGGUUGAAGGCCUCUACCUCCACACGCUGCUGGAGCCCACAGUGCUUCCUGAGAGGCGGCUGUGGCCCAGAUACCUGCUGUUGGGUUGGGCCUUCCCUGUGCUAUUUGUUGUACCCUGGGGUUUCGCCCGUGCACACCUGGAGAACACAGGGUGCUGGACAACAAAUGGGAAUAAGAAAAUCUGGUGGAUCAUCCGAGGACCCAUGAUGCUCUGUGUAACAGUCAAUUUCUUCAUCUUCCUGAAAAUUCUCAAGCUUCUCAUUUCUAAGCUCAAAGCUCAUCAAAUGUGCUUCAGAGAUUAUAAAUACAGAUUGGCAAAAUCAACACUGGUCCUCAUUCCUUUAUUGGGCGUUCAUGAGAUCCUCUUCUCUUUCAUCACUGAUGAUCAAGUUGAAGGAUUUGCAAAACUUAUACGACUUUUCAUUCAGUUGACACUGAGCUCCUUUCAUGGGUUCCUGGUGGCCUUGCAGUAUGGUUUUGCCAAUGGAGAGGUGAAGGCUGAGCUACGGAAAUACUGGGUCCGCUUCUUGCUAGCCCGCCACUCAGGCUGCAGAGCCUGUGUCCUGGGGAAGAACUUCCGGUUCCUAGGAAAAUGUCCCAAGAAGCUCUCGGAAGGAGAUGGCACUGAGAAGCUUCGGAAGCUGCAGCCCUCACUUAACAGUGGGAGGCUCCUACACCUAGCCAUGCGAGGUCUUGGGGAGCUGGGCGCCCAGCCCCAACAGGACCAUGCACGCUGGCCCCGGGGCAGCAGCCUGUCCGAGUGCAGUGAGGGGGAUGUCACCAUGGCCAACACUAUGGAGGAGAUUCUGGAAGAGAGUGAGAUCUAGGGUGGAGUUCCACCACCCUGGCUCUGCUCCCAGGAACUCUUGAGGCGGCCCAGGAAGAGGAAGCAAAGCAGGACACACGUUGCUGGGCACGGAAUCAUUCUCGUUCCAUUCACCAUGCCACUUUGAUAUGAAAGCUAUCACAAGGUUCUUCAAGCUCUGUAUGAAAGAGGCUGUGUGUCAUGCUCACAGCCUCUGCCUUCUCUUCUCAUCCUAAUAACCCCCACCAGUGUGUUUUCCAGAAUGCCCACCAGACCCUAGGGCCUGGCUGUAAAUUCAAGCCAAUGAAGUCCCACCAUGAAGAGAGGUCUCCUGUUAUAGAGAAGCCAGCCAGUAUCUCUUCCUUUAUCCCUUGGGGUGCAUGCUUUCCAUCUGAGGUUGGGUUUAGGGUGCAUGAUAACCUCCUAGGAAGCUUUUAAAAUGCAGAAUCCUAGACUUGUGGCUAAGAUUCUAAGACAGUGAGUCUGGGACCAUGGCCAGGAAUUGGAGCUGUUUAAUAAGCAUCCCAGGUAAUUCUGCUGCAAGCCCACCCUUGGAGAACACUGGGCAGGGUGAGAGGGAGCUAGAAGCGCCCCCAUGUGGCCAUGGCAGGAUGCUGCAAGAGACAGUCUGCUCUCCCAGGUCAGCUGGGGUGUGCCUGCCCUCCUUGGACAGUAUGUAACUCCACCCACCAGAGUGCCACUCCUCUCUGCUCUUCCUCUCCUAUCAAGUCUUGCCUCUCUCUCUCUUUGCCUCAAUUCUCUGUCCCUGCACAGCAGGAGUUCUGCUUGAUCCUCCCUUUGAGGAUUGGCCCCAGCGCCUGGGGACCCUCUGAAUGUCGUCUUUGGUCCGUUCCUCUCCUUUCUGGCUCUAUCUACCUUUCUGAGUUUGGCUUCUACCAGCCUGAUUUACACUACCAUUCUCUUGGGGCAAGGAAUGUCCCCACCAUUUUUGGUUUGCCAUUGAUGCAUUGAUUGUCACACCUGUUGUCCCAGGAAGUUGACCUAUAACUCUCCAUGGCCAGAGUCCCUGCUGAUCAGAAUUCAAUUUGCCCAGUGGGAAUAAAUACUGAAAGCAGGAGGGCCCAGGUAAAGCAAUAGGACUUUGGCUGGAUCUGGACAUGCUCAGGGUGGCUCUGAGAGAUCCAAGACUUUGCAUCAACCAGCCUGUGGGAUCCUUUCCUGCCUACUGUGACCCACCGAGGCCGAGGAGGGCCCAGGCAGUUGGGGUCAGGCUCAGUGACUGAAAGUAUAAGGCAAGAGGCUGUAGGAAGAGCAAGGGAUGGACAUCCUUUGGAAACAGUGUGUUAAUGCACAGGAGUGUCACUUUCCUGGUAUGUAAAAUGCAUGUGUACGUGGGUGGGGUAUGUUGCUAUGGGACUAAAUACCACCUUGUCUUCGGGGGAGUCAGUUUGAUACUCCUCAAGCAGGGCUGCCAUAUUUAGCAAACAAAAACAAGAUACUCAAUUAAAUUUGAAUUUCAGACAAAUAAUCUUCUUGUAUAAGUAUAUCCCAUGGGCAUAUUUUAUCUGAGCUUGGAAUUUAAUCAUGCAUCUUGUCUUUUACUGGCAUCUCUGUUUUCAAGGAUACUUUGCCACAGGGCUGGGACUAGGGUGAAAUAAUCAAGGCACUCAUCUCUAAAAAGCUCAAAGUAAAUGAUCAAAAUAAAUCCUAUUUUAAUGCAAUAUUCUAAAAAAAAAUUAACAAACUACAGCCCAUGAGCCAUUUAUAGAAAUGAAAUUUGAUUGGAGCCAGGGGCAGGAUAAGGGUGAGGCAGGAGAGGCCAGCUCUUGCAAGUGCAGGCUCUGGUCCUGACUUUCAAAUGUUGUCUAUGAGGGACUUUUGAUGUGAAUUUUUAUUUUUAAACAAUUGCAUUAAAAUAUUAUUUAUAUUGACUAUGGGGACUUUUGGGGUCCCCUUAAAUUUUGCACUUGAAAUGGGAUCCCCACUUGUGUCACCCCAUAGUCCAGCCCUGGUUUUAGGAUGGGGAUGGAGGCAAAGGCAUCAGGCAAGUAACGAAGCAAAGGUUUAUUUUUUGGUGUCCAGAUUAUCCAUAGCUCAGUCAUGAAAAUCUAUGUCUUUCUAUUUUUCUCCUUUCUGCAAAUGUCCCUGCCUCGGCUCAUCAGCCAAUUAGCUCCUAGAAAGCUGGGGUCAUCUCGUAUUCCCAGCAAGUACCCAGCACAGUGCCGGUUCAGAGCAGGUGGUCCACACACAUUCCUGGAAUGAGACAGCACAGAAAUGGCUCUCGGGAGCCUCAGAUGCUGCUGGGAGUAAGUGAUCCAGGACCUUACCACUAAGAGGAGAAACUUUUUUUCAAAGCAUUUAUAAAUACUCCCUCCACCCCUCACUCCACAAAUGGGGUGAUCAACACUUACUGCUUGCUCUUGUUCUGCUAAUGAUUAAAACAAGUUUAUUUAAUUUG
Messenger RNA from Gorilla gorilla gorilla (western lowland gorilla), 4323 nucleotides. It is a transcript of the gene GLP2R, whose product is annotated as glucagon like peptide 2 receptor. Gene Ontology annotation, molecular function: glucagon receptor activity; peptide hormone binding. The record is from RefSeq and is a predicted model, not a curated record. The coding region runs from base 247 to 1926 and encodes 559 amino acids. The transcript has 13 exons. NCBI's taxonomy places the organism in Eukaryota, Metazoa, Chordata, Mammalia, Primates, Hominidae. Gene Ontology annotation, cellular component: plasma membrane. Gene Ontology annotation, biological process: adenylate cyclase-modulating G protein-coupled receptor signaling pathway; cell surface receptor signaling pathway.